This is a messenger RNA of Gopherus flavomarginatus (Mexican gopher tortoise), 2067 nucleotides long. RefSeq names its product olfactory receptor 5V1-like. The record is from RefSeq and is a predicted model, not a curated record. The coding region runs from base 1 to 939 and encodes 312 amino acids. Lineage: Eukaryota; Metazoa; Chordata; Testudines; Testudinidae. The transcript has a single exon. Gene Ontology annotation, molecular function: G protein-coupled receptor activity; olfactory receptor activity. Gene Ontology annotation, biological process: G protein-coupled receptor signaling pathway. Gene Ontology annotation, cellular component: membrane.
AUGCCAAUGAAAAAUCAAACCACAGUGACCGAAUUUAUUCUCCUGGGACUUUCCAGUGACCCUCAGAUGCAGAUUUUUCUCUUCUCAGUGUUUUUAGUUAUUUACCUAAUCACUCUGGGUGGUAACAUAGUGAUCAUGGUGGUGAUAAGAACUGAUUCUCACCUUCACACCCCUAUGUAUUUCUUCCUUUUCCAUUUAUCCUUUGUUGAUAUCUGCUAUUCUUCAGUCACAGUGCCUAACGCACUGAGGAACUUCCUAGUGGUGCACAAAACUAUUUCUGUCAAUGGCUGCAUUGCUCAGAUGUUCUUCAUCUUCCUCUCAGCUGGUGCUGAAAGUUCCAUUCUCUUAGCCAUGGCUUAUGACCGCUACGCUGCCAUCUGUGACCCAUUGCAUUACGUGGAGAGAAUGAGCAAAAGGAUCUGUGUUCAGCUGGUGAGUGGGGCAUGGAUCACAGCCUUCUUUUAUGCCCUUCUUAACAAUGUUUUUACUCUGAAGUUGCAUUUCUGUGGCUCCAACCAAAUCCAUCAUUUCAGCUGUGAGCUCCCUCCUCUGUUACAACUGGCCUGCACUGACACCCUCACCAAUCAAGUGGUGCUUCUUACUUCUUUUGUGAUAUUUGGGUCAAGCUCUUUCCUCCUCAUGCUGAUCUCCUACAUUUACAUCAUCUCCACCAUCCUGAGGAUACGCUCUGCAGAGGGCAGGCGUAAAGCCUUCUCUACCUGCAGCUCCCACCUUAUUGUGGUUGGUUUGUUGUACUUCACAGCUUUUUUCCAGUACACAAAAUCCAGCUCAGUCUCUUCUGUGGUGCUGGAUGAAAUAUUCUCCAUCCAGUACAGUGUCUUGACCCCCAUGUUAAACCCCAUCAUCUACAGUCUGAAAAGCAAGGAGAUGAAAACAGCUCUAAGGAAAAUGUUGAGAAAAUUAAAGUUUCUCAAGUAAUGUUGAGGAUCUUAAAUAAAUUAAAAUACAUAUUUCUACAUCAGAGAGCAUAGAACUGUGGAUAAGUGGUGUUUGGGAAACUCUCAGCUCAGGUAACUGAGACAAAUUGGGACAAAACCUCAGUUGGUCUAAAUGAGUGUGGCUCCACUGAAGUCAGCGGGCCAGAUUCCCAGUUGUACAAGAGCCACUGGAGCCUGGGGGACUGGAUCUUGGGUCUUUUAAAUCCAGAGUGAGUGCUGUGAUCACCAGGCUGUAGAGUCAGUCACACAUUUUGUCUAUCUCCAUAGCUCUUUAAUCUGGCCCACUGACUUCAGGGGAUCUAUGGCCAAUUUAUGCCAGCUGAGAUUCUGGCUAAUUCUAUAAAAACAUAAUCUCUCUUGAUCUAGUAAUCUCUGUUAUUUUGAUUUUUUUUGACUAAUUUAUUGAAACUCCAUUUAUUAUCACUUAUUGUAGUCUAUCCUACUAAAAUCUCAAGGAUUUUCAAUAUUAAUUAAUAAGAAUAACAUAAUUAACAUUGGAGCCAAUGGGUUUACUCCCCAGGGAAUUUAGGCUUGAACGGGAGAGUUAGAGAGUGGCUGAAAUGAGCGUAUCCUGGCGGUUAGGGCAUCCACAUGGGUGGGGAGAGAUUCCCUGUUUAAAUCCUGUUUCUUUAUUGGCACUUCAGGUGGAGCUCUCAUAUUCCAGGUGAGUACCCUGACCUUUGGGAUAAAAGUUAUGAGCGGUCUCCUCCUUCUAAUUCCUUCUUCUUCCUCCUUCAGCCGCAGCUUCAUAUAAAAAAGUAACAAAACCCCUUAGGUGGGGUUAGAGGGUUCCUAGCUGAGAAUGACAAGCAAAAGGAUUUGUCUCCCUCACAGUCAUAUAGGGCUUGAAGUCUUUGACAGUGGCAGGGCUUAGAACACACCCCACUCCUCAGCAUCUCCCAUUGACUACCUAUGGUCAUGUUAGAACAUAAAAACAAAUGAAAGGCCAUCCCAGAUCAGAUCAACAGUCCAUCUAGCCCAGUAUCAUGUUUCUGCCCAUCGCCAGUGCCAGUGCCAGAUUCUUCAAAGAAUAUGAACAGAACAGACAUUUAUUGAGUGAUACAUCCCCUGUCACCCAGUCCCAGCUUCAGUUUUAGGGACACCCAGA